Candidozyma duobushaemuli is the source of this 357-nucleotide messenger RNA. RefSeq lists its product as uncharacterized. Lineage: Eukaryota; Fungi; Ascomycota; Pichiomycetes; Serinales; Metschnikowiaceae. Bases 1 to 357 code for a protein of 118 amino acids. The transcript has a single exon. The record is from RefSeq and is a predicted model, not a curated record. Gene Ontology annotation, biological process: mitochondrial respiratory chain complex III assembly.
AUGACCAAAUCAGCCCUUCUGGUGUACCGUUCUGCUCUUCGGGCCACGCGGACAGCCUUUAACGGCGAUGCUAAGAUUCUCGCAGCCUCCAGACUCAAGAUUAGAGAAGGCUACGACAAGAAUAGAAACCUCACCGACAAGGAUGAGAUCAACAAGGCCAUCAACGACUUGGACGAGGUGGCCAAAUUCCUCGUUAAGAACAUCGUUCAGGCCGAGGAGCAGGAGAAGGACCGCUACUACCUCAAGUUCCACAAGGACACUGAGUUGGGCGACAACGCUACCAUCAAGCAAAACAACCGAGCCAACAUGGGCUCUUUGGCUGGCGCCAAGGUUAGACGUUGCAGCGACAACAAAUAA